Arthroderma uncinatum is the source of this 1878-nucleotide messenger RNA. RefSeq lists its product as uncharacterized. The record is from RefSeq and is a predicted model, not a curated record. The transcript has 5 exons. Gene Ontology annotation, molecular function: protein binding. Gene Ontology annotation, cellular component: nucleus; transcription repressor complex. Gene Ontology annotation, biological process: negative regulation of transcription by RNA polymerase II. NCBI's taxonomy places the organism in Eukaryota, Fungi, Ascomycota, Eurotiomycetes, Onygenales, Arthrodermataceae. The coding region runs from base 1 to 1878 and encodes 625 amino acids.
AUGGCCAACAAUACUUCCCGGAGUCGCUCUCACUCCAACAGUUCUAACUACGGAGCGGAUGACGAUGGUUCUGUGCUGGGAACAGGGCUAACGUCCCGUCAACUGGAGGCAUUUGGCCGGAAAGUUACCACCACCGCUACCCAUCUAAUGAGUUCCACGGCAGAUCCAACGAACAACACUCACUACCAGGCAGCCAUGACUAGCAUCCAGCGGGAGCUCCGGCGGCCCGCUACACAGAGGAGGAUGUUUGCGUUUGCGCAAACCACGCCUACAGAGCUGGUCCGCUCCAAGUUCUCAACCUCUGAAAUUCAAUAUCGCGCCCUCUCCUCCCUCCCCGAUGAACUUCUACAGCAUCUCCCCGAGGAUACGAGCACGUAUUCGCUAUUCCAGGGAUUUCAGGCCUCGGUUCCAGACGCAGACAAUGAACACCGGAAAUCUCACCGCAGGCGAAGCUCGCACGGCCAGAAACGCUUGGAAGAUGUGGACAGGAACUCGGGUGCUUUGCCCCCGACUAUAGGCCAUCUGAAACGGGAGCGUGACUCGUUGAACCAUCGGUUGGAAAUGAUGGGUGUCCGCAAGAAUAUGUGCAGCGCCGAAAUACACGAGAUUGAUAACAAGGUCAUGAACUUGAACAGGAUGCGCAAGAUCGUUCUGGACCGUCUAGCUGGGCUGGAGAUGGAUGAAGCUGAUUUGGAACAUGAAUUGGUACAACUGGAUAAUAGACUAGAGGAUAUGGAAGAGGCUCUGGAUGAGUCUGCGGCUACGGCAACAGCAGAUACGCCCAAAACUGGUGAUAUUCCUAGUUCUCCCAUUGGCGAUGGCGAAGGCGACUCGUCUUUCAUGUCAGAAUCAAUCUACGAGAAGAUACCCUCGCCAAAAACUUGGAGACACAAGACGUCAAAGAAACGGUCGACGCCUGUCCUUCAUGAGCACUUUGAACCCGGCUCCUUAAUAAGAGAGUUGCAGGCGCAUAACGACAUGAUAGCAGCUUUAGACUUUGAUGUGCCGUUUGGAACAAUGGUUAGCGCAGCAUUAGACGAUACAGUCCGGGUAUGGGAUUUAAAUCUGGGACGGUGCAUGGGUUUCUUGGAAGGGCACCAUGCCUCAGUGAGAUGCUUGCAGGUUGAGGACAAUAUCGUCGCCACUGGGUCGAUGGACGCUUCUAUCCGCUUGUGGGACCUUAGUCGGGCGAAGUAUGCGCCCCGGGACCAUCGCAUCGAUAAAGACGACGAGGAUGACGAGGACGCCCUUGGGUUCGAGGACCCUGCAGCCGCACCUCCCACGCCUCCUCCGUCUAGUAUGGAUGAAUGUCCCCUCUUCACGCUCGAGGCUCACGUAGAUGAAGUAACGGCAAUCCAUCUACGUGGUGAUACGCUCAUAUCGGGCUCCGCGGACAAGACGCUGCGCCAGUGGGAUCUAGUCAAGGGCCGGUGCGUACAGACGCUAGAUGUUUUAUGGGCAGCGGCCCAGGCAUCUUCGACCAUGGCUGCUGGAGAUGCGGCAUGGCGACCUACUGGUCGCCUACCUGACGCAUCGGCUGAUUUCGUCGGUGCCCUGCAGUGCUUCGAUGCUGCACUCGCCUGUGGAACGGCGGACGGGAUGAUAUGGGAUCUUCGAACGGGCACUAUCCACGACGCCUAUGCGUAUGAUCAUCCGGUAACGAGCAUGAUGUUUGAUACCCGACGCAUUGUCGCUGCAGCAGGCGAGGAUGUAGUCAAGGUAUACGACAAGACCGACGGAAGACACUGGGACUGCGGCUCGGGGGUGACAUCCGAAGAAGACGGUCAGACACAUAGUAUCAUAGAGCGGGUGCGGAUAAAAGAUGGCUACCUAACGGAAGGACGGAAGGACGGCACCAUUGGCAUUUGGAAAUGCUGA